AUGGCAUCAAACAUUACCAGUGCAACAUCAAAUUUGACACAAUCCGAUUCUAUUCCAUCAGAGGUGUGGGAUACGAGCGACGAUCUAGCGACAAUCGUAGAUUCUGCGGAGAGAAGAAGAGUGCAGAAUCGUCUCCACCAGAGGCUGUACCGUAGAAGAAGGCACCUCAGGCGGAUUGAGUCGGUGCAAGCUGCCAGAGCAAACAACGUGCCAGCAUCGGCAUUCCCUCGCCAUGAUGAGAACCACUUGAGCAGCCUCGAGUCGGAUUACGUCCUAUCUCAGCUUUUCAAUCUGCCCUUGGUCCACGCUAUUCGGGAGCCGCGGCUACGCCAGGCCACCAUGACGGCACUGCAAGCGGCGUUGGCAAGAUGGUCUCUCAACGCGCCGCACUUGAACGACCUCCCGACAAUUGCGCGCCUCAAUGUGUUUGAUGCCCUGGUUCGCAACUCCAUGGUAUUACAAAUCCCGGCCGAGUUUCUCGAGUCGGAUGAUGGCGUCUCACUCUUCAACGUGCACCAACCAUACUCAUCGGGUCCGUCGCCCAUUUACCCCAACGACCUAGCGCCAACGUCUUUGCAAAUGACCGUCCCACAUCACCCAUGGGUAGAUCUUCUUCCCAUCCCAGCACUGAGAGACAAUAUUCUUCGCUGCGUCGAGACUGGGGACUACGACGAAGAUUUCCUAUGCAAUGGUAUAUGUUGCGACAUGCUCACGACUGACUGGACUGGGACAGGACAGCUCAUCAUCUGGGGAGAGCCGUGGAACGCAAACAAUUGGGAAUUCAGUGAAGAGUUCUUUAGAAAUUGGGCUUUCCUACUGAAUGGAUGUAUGGAGACGCUAGAAACCACAAAUUAUUGGCGACAGAAGCGUGGCGAAAUGAGGCUAGAUUUUAUUCUGAAUCCAUAA
Molecule: messenger RNA, 906 nt
Organism: Pestalotiopsis fici W106-1
Lineage: Eukaryota; Fungi; Ascomycota; Sordariomycetes; Amphisphaeriales; Sporocadaceae
Exons: 2
Coding region: 1-906 (301 amino acids)
Source: RefSeq, a predicted model, not a curated record